CCUCUCUGUUCAUUCUUGUGUUUUCUCAUUUUUAGCUCCGGUGCUGUUAGAUUUUGUCCAGAUUGAGUACAGCGUUUUUGUAUCGCCUGACAGGCUUUCGUCGUAAAUGUGAGCAACGAUGGAACUAUUCAACAAAUAUUUGUAGACUGAUCGUGAAAUUAAUUUGGAACAAAAAAAUCAAAAAUGGAACAAAGAAGACGCUCUCGUCGGCCGGAGCUGAACGCCAAACUCGCUUUUAUUGCUGUCUGGUUGUUGUUUGGAAGAACGGUUUGGGCGCAAAUACGGUACUCGAUCUCGGAGGAGCAGAAGGACGGGGUUGCUGUGGGAAAUAUCGCGAAGGAUUUAGGUAUUGAUCACAGAACACUGAAGGAAAGAGGAUUUCGCAUCGUGUCGACCUCAGGCGAGUCCAUGUUCAGUUUGAAUCAGAAUGACGGCGUCCUUUAUGUGAACGGUAAACUAGACAGAGAGGAGGUGUGCGAGAGAAGCGCUCCGUGUUUAAUCAACCUGAAAAUCGCUCUAGAAAACCCGCUGGAAAUUCACUAUGUCAUUGUAGAGAUACUAGAUGUGAACGAUCACAGCCCACGGUUUCCUGAGACUGAAAAGCGGCUAGAAAUCGGGGAAUCUGUUCUGCCAGGCGCGCGAUAUCCUCUACAGGCAGCGCGUGAUCCUGAUAGUGGAAGUAAUUCGGUUCAGACAUACAAACUCAGUCAUAACGAGCAUUUCCGUCUUGAGAUUAAAGACAGAGAAGAAGAUGGUAAAAUUCCUAUUCUGAUUUUACACAAGUCUCUUGACAGGGAAGUGACGAAAAACAUCAAAUUAGUAUUGACUGCUUUAGAUGGAGGGAGACCUCCUAAGUCUGGCUCAGUAGAAAUAUUUAUUGAUGUGCUGGAUAUUAAUGAUAAUGCGCCUGUUUUUACGAAGGACGCUUACACAGUGACACUGAAGGAAAACGCACCCGUGGGCACAACAGUUGUGCAGGUCAAUGCCACUGAUUUGGACGAGGGUCAAAAUGGAGAAGUAAUUUAUGCAUUGGGAAAUAAUGUCAACAAUAAUUUACGCAGGCUUUUUAAAGUUAAUGAAAUAACUGGGGACAUUAUUUUGACAGAUCGUUUGGAUUUUGAGGUCAAGGAUAAAUAUGAGAUUGACAUUGAGGCGUCUGACAAAGGAAUUGUUCCUCUUGCGACGGAUAAAAGUGUAAUCAUAAAAAUAGUUGAUGUAAAUGAUAAUGCACCGGAAAUAGAGGUGACAUCAUUUUCAAGCGCCAUUCCAGAAGAUUCUAGACCUGGGACUACAGUGGCUUUGAUUAGCAUCACUGAUUUAGACUCUGGACUCAAUGGAAAAAUCUCCUGUUCAAUAUCUGAUGAUAUACCUUUUAAAUUAAUGCCGUCAUCACACGAUAAUAUUUAUUCUUUAGUUACUUCUGGAUCACUAGACAGAGAAACCACGAUUCAGUAUGACAUCACAUUAAGUGCAAAAGAUAUGGGACAACCAUCACUGUCUUCUGUUAAAUCUAUAACUGUUCUGAUAUCAGAUGUAAACGAUAAUAGUCCAACAUUCUCAUUUUCUCCAUAUGAGUUUUAUGUUACGGAAAACAAUGUCCCAGGCAAAUUUUUAUUUUCUGUGUCUGCGACUGACAAAGACUCAAAUGAAAAUGCUAUAGUCAGCUAUCAAAUAUGGAGAGAAGGUAGUGAGGAAAACAAAUAUACAUCCUUCAUUAACAUUAACUCUGAAAAUGGGGAGAUUUAUGCUCUAAAGAGCUUUGACUUUGAGUCUGUUAAAAAGUUCCAGUUCCACGUCCUCGCCACAGACUCUGGAGCUCCGUCUCUGAGCAGUAACGUGACAGUGAACGUGUUCAUUCUGGAUCAGAACGACAACGUUCCAGUGAUCUUCUAUCCAGUCAGCGCUAACGGUUCUGCUGAGGGUGUGGAAGAGAUUCCUCGUAAUGUGAACGCAGGUCAUUUGGUGACUAAAGUCAGAGCCUAUGACGCAGAUAUAGGAUACAACGGCUGGUUAUUAUUUUCACUGCAGGAAGUUAGUGAGCACAGUCUCUUUGGUUUGGACCGCUAUACAGGACAGAUAAGGACCCUUCGCUCGUUCACAGAAACAGACGAGGCCCAGCAUAAACUGAUCAUACUGGUCAAAGACAAUGGGAACGUUUCUCUCUCAGCAACAGCGACUGUGAUUGUCAAAGUUGUGGAGCCCAAAGAGGCUUUUGCAGCUUCUGACGUGAAAAACGCAGUAAAAGACGAGGAGGAAAACAACGUGACAUUUUAUUUGAUCCUCACUUUGGGCUCGGUUUCGGUGCUUUUUGUCAUCAGCAUCAUCGUGUUGAUUGUAAUGCAGUGCUCUAAAUCCACAGACUAUUCGUCCAAGUAUUUACAGGAUACAAAUUACGACGGGACUCUGUGUCACAGCAUCCAGUACAGAUCUGGAGACAAACGGUACAUGUUAGUUGGACCCAGAAUGAGUAUCGGCUCUACUAUAGCACCAGGCAGUAAUAGAAACACUCUGGUGAUACCAGAUCGAAGGAGGAGAGAGUCUGGGGAGGUAAGCAGAUUUCAAAAUCAUAACAUAAAUUAUACAGAAUCCUUUCAUUAUUUUCCUCUGCAGUUUUUAAGACAUAUAUCUUUAGACUCUAUGAUAAGAAACGUAUUGUUCAGCUGGUAUAAAAACAGUAACUGAAUUGAGUUUCUGAAC
This is a messenger RNA of Puntigrus tetrazona (Sumatra barb), 2697 nucleotides long. RefSeq names its product protocadherin beta-15-like. Gene Ontology annotation, biological process: homophilic cell-cell adhesion. NCBI's taxonomy places the organism in Eukaryota, Metazoa, Chordata, Actinopteri, Cypriniformes, Cyprinidae. The coding region runs from base 184 to 2682 and encodes 832 amino acids. The record is from RefSeq and is a predicted model, not a curated record. Gene Ontology annotation, cellular component: plasma membrane. The transcript has a single exon. Gene Ontology annotation, molecular function: calcium ion binding.